Talpa occidentalis (Iberian mole) is the source of this 4365-nucleotide messenger RNA. It is a transcript of the gene A2ML1, whose product is annotated as alpha-2-macroglobulin like 1. Gene Ontology annotation, cellular component: extracellular region. Gene Ontology annotation, molecular function: endopeptidase inhibitor activity. The transcript has 35 exons. The coding region runs from base 1 to 4365 and encodes 1454 amino acids. The record is from RefSeq and is a predicted model, not a curated record. Lineage: Eukaryota; Metazoa; Chordata; Mammalia; Eulipotyphla; Talpidae.
AUGUGGGCUCAACUCCUUCUAGGAAUAUUGGCCCUGUUGCCAUCCACUGCUGAAAAAUUCCUCCCAAACUAUCUGGUGACAUUACCAGCCCAGCUUAACUUCCCCUCUGCUCAGAAGGUUUGUUUGGAUCUGAGCCCAGGGUACUGUGAUGUGAAAUUCACUAUUACUCUGGAGACCAAGGACAAAAUCCAGAAGUUGCUAGAACACUCUGGAUUGAAGAAGAGGCACUUACAUUGCAUCUCAUUUUUGGUACCACCUCCUGCAGGUGGCACGGAAGAAGUGGCCACCGUCCGGGUAUUAGGAACGGGAAAGAAUAUCAACUUUGAGGAGAAGAAAAAGGUUCUAAUUCAGAGGCAGGGGAAUGGCAUCUUUAUCCAGACUGACAAACCUGUCUACAACACAGGGCAGAAAGUGCACUUUCGCAUCGUCACCCUGACCAGCAACUUUGCUCCAGUGAAUGACAAGUACUCCCUGAUAGAACUGCAGGAUCCAAAUAGCAACAGGAUUGCACAGUGGCUGCAAGUGCAGCCGGAGCAAGGCAUCGUGGACUUAUCCUUCCAGCUGGCCCCAGAGGCUACACUAGGCACCUACACAGUGGCAGUGGCUGAGGGCAAGACCUUUGGCACCUUCAGUGUUGAAGAAUAUGUGCUGCCCAAAUUUAAGGUGGAGGUGGUUGAGCCCAAGCAGUUAUCAACAGUGGAGGAAUCUUUCUCAAUAAAAAUUUGUUGCAGGUACACCUAUGGGAAGCCAGUGCUGGGGGCAGUGCAGGUGUCCGCAUGUCAGAAGGCUUAUACUUACUGGCGCCCAGAGGGAGAACAGGAACAGCUCCCUGACAAAUGCAAGAAACUCUCUGGACAGACGGACAAAGCAGGAUGCUUCUCAGCUUCAGUGGACAUGUCCACCUUCAACCUCACUGGUUAUAUGUACAGUCAGAGCAUCAAUGUUGUGGCGACUGUGGUGGAGGAAGGGACAGGAGUGGAGGCCAAUACCACUCGGGAGAUCUACAUUUCUUCACAGAUGGGAUCAAUGACCUUUGAAGACACCAAUAAUUUUUAUUACCCCAAUUUCCCCUUCCACGGGAAGAUCAGAGUUAGGGGCCAUGAUGAUUCCCUCCUCAAGAAUCAUCCAGUGUUUCUGGUAAUUUAUGGCACAAAUGAAACCAUGAACCAGACCCUCAUCACUGACAAUGAUGGCCUCGCCACCUUCAAGCUGGACACAGCUCUCUGGAACGGGAUGGGCAUUUCUCUGCAGGGCAGGUUCCAAAUGGAAGACAUGGUAUAUAGUCCAGAACAGGUGCCUCGUUACUAUCAAAAUGCCUACCUGUACCUGCGGCCCUUUUACAAUACAACUCACAGCUUCCUUGGCAUCCGCCAGCUGAAGGGCACCUUGAGAUGUGGCCAGCCCCAGGAAGUGCUGGUGGAUUAUUACAUUGAUCCAGCUGACACCCAGGCCAACCAGGACAUUAUCUUCACCUACUAUUUAAUAGGCAAAGGGAAUUUGGUGACUGAGGGGCAAAAACAGAUGAACUGGAAGAAAGGACCCAAAGGCUCCUUCUCUCUCUCACUGACCUUCACUUCCAGAGUAGCUCCUGACCCUUCCCUGCUGGUCUACGCCAUUGUUCCCAGUGGAGGUGUUAUAGCUGACAAGAUUCAGUUCUCAGUAGAGAUGUGCUUUGACAACCAGGUUUCCCUUGGCUUCUCACCUUCUCAGCAGCUUCCAGGAGGAGAUGUGGAACUUCAGCUACAGGCAGCUCCUCAGUCCUUGUGUGCAGUCCGGGCUGUGGAUGAGAGUGUCUUACUCCUUAGACCAGAGAGAGAGCUGAGCAACAGCUCUGUGUAUGGGAUGUUCCCAUACUGGUAUGGUUACUACCCCUACCAGGUGGCCGAAUACGACGAGUGUCCCGUGUCCAGCCUGUGGGACCCUUCACAGCCCCUCAUUGACCCAGUGCCUGAAGAGCAAUGGAGCAAGCGCUCUGUGAUAGGGAGGCCCUGGCACUCUGAAGGCACAGACCUUUUCAGCCUUUUCCGGGACAUGGGCCUGAAGGUGCUGUCCAAUGCCAAAAUCAAGAAGCCAGUAGAUUGCAGCCAUUGGUCUUCAAAAUACAGCACAAGCGCUGGUGGUCGUCAGUCAGUAGCUUUUGACUCACCGUCAUCAUCGUCAUCCCUUGGGUCAGAGGGUUCUCAGGUCCGCCAGUACUUCCCAGAGACUUGGCUGUGGGAUCUCUUUCCUAUUGGUCACUCGGGGAAGGAAGCUGUCCACGUCACGGUUCCUGAUACCAUCACGCAGUGGAAGGCCAUGAUGUUCUGCACCUCAGAGUCCAGGGGCUUUGGUCUCUCACCCACUGUUGGACUAACUGCAUUCAAGCCAUUCUUUGUUGACCUGACUCUCCCUUAUUCAGUCAUUCGUGGGGAAUCUUUUCGUCUUACUGCCACUGUCUUCAAUUAUCUAAAGAACUGCAUCAGGGUUCAGACUAACUUGGCUAAAUCAGAUGAGUACCAGGUGGAAUCAUGGGCAGAGUCUCAGGCCUCCAGCUGCCUCUGUGCUGAUGAAGCAAAAACCUAUCACUGGAAUAUCACAGCCAUCAAACUGGGUCAUGUAAACUUUACUAUUAGUACUAAGAUUCUGGAUAGCAAUGAACCCUGUGGGGGACAGAAGCCAUUUGUUCCAGAAAAGGGCAGAGGUGACACACUCAUCAAGUCAGUUCUAGUCAAGCCUGAAGGAGUCCUUGUGGAGAAGACACACAGCUCAUUACUGUGCCCAAAAGGAAAAGUGGCUUCAGAAUCCAUCUCCCUGGAGCUCCCUGAGGAUGUUGUUCCUGAUUCAACCAAGGCUUAUGUUACAGUUCUGGGAGACAUCAUGGGCACAGCUCUGCAGAACCUAGACAAUCUCGUGCAGAUGCCAAGUGGCUGUGGAGAGCAGAACAUGGUCAUGUUUGCUCCCAUCAUCUAUGUCCUGCAGUACCUGGAGAAGUCAGGGCUGCUGACUGAGGAAAUGAGGUCUCUGGCAGUGGGUUUCUUAGAGAAAGGGUACCAACAGGAACUAAUAUACAAACACAGCAAUGGCUCCUACAGUGCCUUUGGGGAACAGGAUGGAAAUGGAAACACAUGGCUGACAGCCUUUGUCACCAAAUGCUUUGGCCAAGCUCAGAAAUUCAUCUUCAUAGAUGACAAGAACAUCCAGGAUGCUCUCAAGUGGAUGGCAGGAAAUCAACUUUCCAGUGGCUGUUAUACCAAUGUGGGAAAGCUCUUUCACACAGCUAUGAAGGGCGGUGUUGAUGACGAAGUCUCCUUAACUGCAUACAUCACCGCAGCUUUGAUGGAGAUGGGGAAGACUACAGAUGACCCAAUGGUGAGACAGGGUCUGCAGUGCCUCAAGAAUUCUGUUUCCUCCAUCACUAACCAGUACACACAGGCACUACUCGCGUAUACAUUCUCUCUGGCUGGGGAAACAGACAUCAGAAACAGUCUUCUUGAAAAGUUAGAUCAACAGGCUAUCAUCUCAGGAGAGUCCAUUCACUGGAGCCAGAAACCUACUCCAUCAUUAGAUGCCAGUCCCUGGUCUGAGCCUGAGGCUGUGGAUGUGGAACUUACUGCAUAUGUAUUAUUGACCUGGCUUAGCAAAGCCAAACUGACUCAGAAGGAGGUAGCCAAGGCCACUGGCAUAGUGGCUUGGUUGGCCAGGCAACGCAAUGCCUAUGGGGGCUUCUCUUCCACUCAGGAUACUGUAGUUGCUCUCCAAGCUCUUGCCAAGUACGCCACCAUCGCCUAUGUGCCGUCUGAGGAAGUCAACCUGGCUGUGAAAUCCACUGGGAAUUUCCAGCAUACUUUCAGCAUUCAGGCUGUCAACCGGUUGAUCUAUCAGCAGGAGACUCUGCCCAAUAUCCCUGGAGAGUAUACCUUGGAGGCCUCUGGCCAGGGCUGUGUCUACGUGCAGACAGUGCUGAGAUACAAUAUUAUUCCUCUUAAAAAUGUGGAGAACUUUAGUCUUCAUGUGGAAAUGGGAAAUGCUAAAUGUGAGCAGCCUAUUUCACCUCAAUCCUUUACUCUCACUAUCCACACCAGUUAUGUGGGGAGUCGCAGCUCUUCUAAUAUGGCCAUUAUGGAAGUGACGAUGCUUUCUGGGUUCAGUCCCACAGAGGGCACCAAUCAGUUACUUCUCCAACAACCGCUGGUGAAGAAAGUUGAAUCUGGAACUGACACACUUAACAUUUACUUGGAAGAGCUCACUAAGAAGACUCAGACUUACACCAUCACCAUCAGCCAAAGCGUGUUGGUCACCAACCUGAAGCCAGCAGCCAUCAAGGUCUAUGACUACUACCUACCAGAUGAGCAGGCAACAAUUCAGUAUUCUGAUCCCUGUGAAUGA